AUGACAGAAGUGAUCGAGAUACCGAUGGCGAGGAGCGGCCGCGACUCGAUGAUAGCAAUGUCGUGUUUGUGGUUACUCGCUGCAUCGACAGUCGUUUUCCGUAUCUAUGGGCGUGUAAAAGGACCUGGAUUGUCACUGGAUGACAUCUUUGCGGGUAUCGCAAUGGUUCUGACAACAAGUACAAUCGGUCUCAAUGCUGAAGUCUUUACCAGUGGUGUGGGCUAUGAUUUUGACCCAAAUAACGCAGAAAUGUUUCCCAAGCUUAUGAACAACCUUCCACAUAUCAUGCAGUUGACCUUCGCCUACACUUUGAUAUACAUUUGGUGCUUGGCCGCUCUCAAGCUUUCUCAACUUGCUCUAUACCACCGUGUGUUCGCGCUCCAACUUCGCAUUGCGGUAUACAUCGUUGGAGGUAUCGUAGUAGCCUGGGCCAUCAUCUUCAACUUCGUCUUCUUGUUCCUAUGCGACCCCAUUUCCCAGCAAUGGACUGUAAAACGAGUUGGACACUGCUUGGACCAGAUACUUUUGCUCAAGUUUCUGAUUAUAACAAACAUGAUAACAGAUCUCAUGAUUGUAGCUCUACCAAUCCGGGCUGUUUGGCAGCUGCAGAUGCGAAAGACUGAGAAGUUUGCUGUAUUGGCUUGUUUUGGGCUGGGGUUGGCUUGCGUAUUCAUCGGAAUUGCUCGCUUUGUGCUCAUUUACACAAUCGAUCUCAUUGGCAACCUCACGGGAACUUCAGGCACUACAUUCAUGUUAUGCACUGUCGAGUUGAUGCUGGCUAGUCUGUGUAUCAAUAUUCCCACGCUACGGCCCUUCUAUCUGCGAUGGCGCUCACAUUACAAGAGCUCCUCGAUGAGCAGUAGUGGUCUCAAGAGUGGGCCUAAGAGAUCAACCACUGGAGGGCUGGGUGGGUCGCAACAACAGCGACCGGGCCACUAUACACAGUGGAUGGAGCUGCAUGACAAGGAUACCGUCAAUGCCACCGUCACCGGCGAUGAUGCGAGUUCAGAGAGGAAGCUCACGGCAGAUCCCAUGCCGUUUGACGCCAUCAAGGUGUCCAAAGACUUUACCAUUACGCGGGAUUGAACAAGGAUUCGCCUCAAGAUUCCCGGCACAGAUGAAAGCAAGAUUAUUGUCAUCACAUCUUAAAAUCCAAGCCUCUGCAAUCGCCUUUCUCAUCAUUAUACCCACAUCGUCCGCCUAUGAGAAAAUAUACCCAGCACACCGGGCUGCCAGUUUUUCUGCAGCUUUGGAGUGAUGCAGACACAGGGAACGAGCCCCGUCCAAAAAGAAGAAGAAGAAUAGUGCAAGUUUUGGCCACGGCAGACGCAACUUGUCAAGAUGAAGUAGAAGAUAAUACGC
Molecule: messenger RNA, 1362 nt
Organism: Bipolaris sorokiniana ND90Pr
Lineage: Eukaryota; Fungi; Ascomycota; Dothideomycetes; Pleosporales; Pleosporaceae
Exons: 6
Coding region: 1-1086 (361 amino acids)
Source: RefSeq, a predicted model, not a curated record